This is a messenger RNA of Naegleria fowleri, 1515 nucleotides long. RefSeq lists its product as uncharacterized. NCBI's taxonomy places the organism in Eukaryota, Heterolobosea, Eutetramitea, Acrasida, Naegleriidae. Bases 1 to 1515 code for a protein of 504 amino acids. Gene Ontology annotation, molecular function: aldehyde dehydrogenase (NAD+) activity. The transcript has 6 exons. The record is from RefSeq and is a predicted model, not a curated record.
AUGCAACCACUCGAAAUUUCACACUCACAACUCGACGAAAUCUUUCAACGAGUCCGACCUUCACAACUCACACACUUUAUUAAUGGCGAAUUCAUUACAAGUCAAAGCAAUAAACAAUUACCACUCAUUUGUCCCGCAACUGAACAAAUUCUAUGCCAUGUGAGUGAUGGACAAAAAGAAGAUGUGGAAUUAGCAGUACAGGCUGCAGAAACAGCACUAAAUUCUGGAGAAUGGGGACAAUUAGAACCAAAACAACGACAGGAUUUAUUAUAUAAAUUGGCUGAUGAAUGGGACAAGAAUGUUGAAGAAUUGGCGCAAUUAGAAGCUUUGAAUAAUGGAACACCCAUUGGAGUGUGUCGUUACGUCAUCAAGGGUCUCACGGAUACCUGGAGAUACAGUGCUUCAUGGAUUGAUAAAUUAGGAGGAAGAGUUUGUGUGACCGAUAAAAAGUUUCAUGUCUACACAAAGAGAGAACCCAUCGGAAUUGUUGGAGUAAUUUCUCCUUGGAAUUUCCCAAUGUGGUGCAGUCUUGUUAAUGUGGCACCAGCUCUUGCAAUGGGCAAUUGUGUCAUUUUGAAGCCUGCAGAACAAACUCCUCUCACUGCUCUCAAGCUUGCAGACAUUUGUCAAAAAAUUGGUCUUCCAAAAGGAGCAUUCCAAGUGGUCAUGGGAGAUGGACCCAACGUUGGAGCACCACUCGUUCGUCAUUCAAAAAUCUCAAAAAUUGCCUUCACAGGUUCCACCGAAGUUGGAAGAAUUAUUAUGAAAACAGCUGCAGAAAGUAAUUUGAAACAAGUGCAACUGGAACUUGGAGGAAAAUCACCAGUUGUGAUUUGUAACGAUGUGAAUAUCGAUGAAGCAGUUAAAGUGGCUGCAUUUAGUAUUUUCAAUAAUAAUGGAGAGGCAUGCACGGCUGGAUCGAGAACAUUUGUUCAUGCUGACAUUUAUGAUGAAUUUAUUAGAAAAUUGAAGGAGCAUGUAGAGACGUUCAAAAUUGGAAAUAAUUUGGAUGAAAAUGUGACUAUUGGUCCUCUAGUAGAUAAAGAGCAAUAUGAUCGAGUGAGAAGUUACAUCGAAAUUGGUGAGAAAGAAGGAGCUAAAUUAUUAUUGGGAGGAUUACACCACAAGAAUGAUCUUCCAAGUAAGGGAUAUUUUGUGAAACCCACCAUUUUCUAUGAUGUCAAAGACUCGAUGAGAAUUGCUUCUGAGGAAAUCUUUGGUCCUGUUCAAUCCAUUCUCAAAUGGAACACCAUCGACGAAGUGGUCACACGAUGCAAUGGAACUGAAUUUGGAUUGGCUGCUGCUAUCUUUACUAAAAAUGUGGAUCACAUGUUUGCACUCAGUGAUCGUAUUAAGGCAGGAGUGGUGUGGAUUAAUAAUUAUCACAAUGUCUUACAUGUGGCUGAAUUUGGAGGAUUGAAACAAUCAGGAUUUGGUCGAGAGGGAGGAGAGGAAGGAAUUAAGGCAUGGACUUCAUUGAAAACAGUGGUAUUGCAAUUGCAAUCGAAUUUAUAA